Apaloderma vittatum (bar-tailed trogon) is the source of this 537-nucleotide messenger RNA. RefSeq names its product interleukin 10 (gene IL10). The transcript has 6 exons. Gene Ontology annotation, molecular function: cytokine activity. Gene Ontology annotation, cellular component: extracellular region. Lineage: Eukaryota; Metazoa; Chordata; Aves; Trogoniformes; Trogonidae. The record is from RefSeq and is a predicted model, not a curated record. Gene Ontology annotation, biological process: immune response. The coding region runs from base 1 to 537 and encodes 178 amino acids.
AUGAGAACCUGCCCAGCGCUGCUCCUGCUGCUCCUGGCCACCAGCUGCCCCCCGGCCGGCACCUCGGCCCCCCAGCCCAGCUGCCUCCACUUCCCCGACCUCCUGCCUGCCAAGCUCAAAGAGCUGAGGAGCAAGUUCGAGGACAUCAAAGAUUAUUUUCAAUCAAAAGAUGAUGAACUUAGCAUCCAGCUGCUCAGCUCCGAACUGCUGGAUGAAUUCAAGGGAAGCUUCGGCUGCCAGUCGUCGGUGUCGGAGAUGAUGCGGUUCUACAUGGAGGAGGUCCUGCCCAGCGCCAGGAGGACCGGCAGCCACCACCAGCAGAGCGUGGACGACCUGGGCAACCUGCUGCUGAGCCUGAAGGCGACGAUGAGGCGCUGUCACAGAUACUUCACGUGCGAGAAGAGGAGCAAAGCCAUCAAGCACAUCAAGGAGGCGUUCGAGAAGAUGAAUGAGAAAGGAAUCUACAAGGCCAUGGGAGAAUUUGACAUCUUCAUCAACUACAUCGAAGAGUACUUGCUGAUGAAGAGAAAAAAGUGA